Molecule: messenger RNA, 996 nt
Organism: Neocloeon triangulifer
Lineage: Eukaryota; Metazoa; Arthropoda; Insecta; Ephemeroptera; Baetidae
Product: phospholipase A2-like
Exons: 4
Coding region: 184-792 (202 amino acids)
Biological process (GO): phospholipid metabolic process; arachidonate secretion
Source: RefSeq, a predicted model, not a curated record
GACAAAGAUCAAUUGUGAAUAUUUAUGAGCUACCCGCGCCGUGAUAAACAAUGUGCAAAGUGAUACGCAUGCAUGUGCUAUUGCCUAUUAUACUUUUUGUCGAAAGUGGCCUUCCUUGCAAACAUUUAAAAUCGGAAGGUAAGCAAAACGUUUAUUCAGUGUGCACUUGGAAACUAUAGCACAAUGUGGUCAUUAGUGUCCACGAUUUUAUUUCCUAUGAUUACGUUUCAAAUAAUUUCAUGCAGCAAGAGGCCUUUUUUUGAAAACCCUCGUGAACCUUUUGAAACUGAAACAGAGAUACCAGGUAAUCCAGCAGACAAGUCAAAAGAAAUUGAUGGCCGAAGGCCCAUCGAUGAGGACAGGACCAUCAGGAAAUUAAUUUAUCCAGGAACAAAGUGGUGCGGACAAGGAAAUGUAGCGACGCAUUACGGCGACUUGGGCCUUUACGAGAAAACUGAUAUGUGCUGCAGAGACCACGAUUACUGUCCAGAUUACAUUUCAGCGGGAAAGACUAAAUACGGACUGAAAAACACUGCUCCGUACACAAAGGUUCAUUGCGACUGUGAUGCUAAGUUCAAAAUGUGUUUGGAGAAUGACAACACUGAUGCCUCGAAUGAUGUGGGCCAUCUUUAUUUCAACUUGUUUGGAAGCCAGUGCUUCAAGAAAGACUAUCCUAUAAUUCAGUGCAGGAGAUAUUCACAGGAUCCGCCACGGAGAUGCCUGGAGUACGAUUUGGAUGAAACUAGGGAUAAAAAGUGGCAGUUUUUUGAUAACCCUCAUUAUUACGAAUAAGUCUAGAUGUAAAGUUCAAAGUCGACCCUUCUUGCGGAGUAAAAAUUUGCUGCGCUGCCCACUUUGCGGACACACACACUAUCCUUAAAGUAACCUUCCUCUACCCAAGCCUGCAUUUGUUCCGAUGUAUGUGGUCCAUGCACUUCGUCACUGCUCUCCGACCAUUUGAAUUCCCAUUGCACAACUGAAAAAAAUAAUUGCCAA